AUGGAGCCGGCGCGGGAGCCCUGCCCGGAGCCUCGGGGCCACGAAGGUGGAGACAAGCCCUCGGCUGCCGGGCCAGAAAAGGAACUACAGCAGAGUUCAGCCCCUUGCGCUCGGGAUGCCCCAAGUGAGGAACUGCCCCGCUCCUGUACCAUCCCUGGGGAGAAGCCACCAUCAGAUGCCCCUGGAGAACCAGCUGCGACAGAUACCAGGGGAGCGGGCCAGCCGUCCAGCUCGGGGACGCUCCACAGAGACGCCCCUCUGGCCCCACCUGGACCCCAGCCUCCUGGGGAAGGCUGUUCCUUCCCAGGGAAAGAGGCAAAGUCAGGGAAGAGGUCCUACUCUCCAGUGUCCAGUAAGAAAACGCCCAGUGCGGGGUGUCUGGCCUCCACGCCAUCUCCCGGCGGCACCCAGUCAGCCCGAGCCGCCCACAACCCAGUGCCUUGCGGGUCAGGCCGGGGGCCCUGCCAUCUGGCCAACCUCCUCAGCACAUUGGCUCAGAGCAGCCAAAGCACAGAUCAGAAGAGGUCCCUGGAAGUGACCUGCCAAGUUCGGAAAAAGACCCGGACCCUAUACCGCUCAGACCAGCUGGAGGAGCUAGAAAGGAUCUUCCAAGAAGACCACUACCCAGACAGUGAUAAGCGCCGGGAGAUUGCCCAGACCGUGGGGGUCACCCCCCAACGCAUCAUGGUAAAGGGGGCUGGCCAGCUGGCGUCAGGGUGGCACCUGUCAGAACCCGAGUCUGAGUCCGCUGUGCUCCCUGAACACUCGCAGGCUGUCUCCCUACAGGUGUGGUUCCAGAAUCGCCGGGCGAAGUGGCGGAAAGUGGAGAAGCUGAAUGGGAAGGAGGACAAGGAAGGUCCCGCAGGCCCCGCCCCUGCCGUGGCCAGCGGUCAGUGCAGCUCUGCGGCUGAGCGGCCGGCCGCCGUGCCCCUGGACCCAGAGCCUGGCUCCUUCCCUCAGGAGCCCCCUCUGGAUUCUCUUGCGGAGCCUCCCAUGCUGCUGACCUCUGAGCCGACACUGGCCCCAACCCAACAGAGCGAGAGUACUCAAAGCGUGGCAGAGACCCCUCCCCUCUUCAGCCCUCCACCAGUUCGAAGAGUCAGCCUUCCCUUUCCCCUUGGCCCUGUCCCCAGCCCCCAACUGCUGCCCCUGCUGCUGGAUACUCCCGGCAGUGACGGCAGCCACAAAGAUGGCUCCUGGGGGACAAGCGUCACCCCACCAUCCGCCUGCUCAUACUUGGAAGACCUGGAGCCCCCGGACUACCCACAGAGCGCCCAGCCCGGGCCGUUCCCAUUCUCCCAGGCUCCGCAGAGCCAGCUCUACCAACAGCCUCCGCCCCAGUUCUCCUACCUGCACCCCUUCCCCUUCCCCCUGCCGCACCCCCUGCAGCCUUUGCUGCCAGAUGACCCCCUCUUCCCAUCGCCCUACGGCCCCUGCGCGGGGACGUCACAGGGCUACUUCCCGGGGCUGCCGUCGGGGCAGAUGGUGCUGCAGCCGCCUGCUGGGAACACCGGUACGGUCCCCUGGAAUGACCCUUGCUUGCCAGAACUGCCUUUCCCCGGCCCCUUCUGCCCGCAGGCCCUGGGGCAGCCCCCCGCAGGCGAUGGCUACUUCCCCGAUCUGCUUCCAGCACCCUACGCCCCGACCCUGAGCAGGCAGUCUUCUCCAGGCGUCGCCCCGCUGAUCCCCGAAGGGGCCAGACCCAACUCGGGGCCCUUCCUGGGCAAGGCCCAAGAGGAACAGCCUGCUCCCUGUGGGGAGGGGCCCUCUGCAGCCGACGAGCUCCGAGCCGAAGAGAAGAACGGCCGUGGCCCCUAG
Hyaena hyaena (striped hyena) is the source of this 1818-nucleotide messenger RNA. It is a transcript of the gene NOBOX, whose product is annotated as NOBOX oogenesis homeobox. The record is from RefSeq and is a predicted model, not a curated record. NCBI's taxonomy places the organism in Eukaryota, Metazoa, Chordata, Mammalia, Carnivora, Hyaenidae. The coding region runs from base 1 to 1818 and encodes 605 amino acids. Gene Ontology annotation, biological process: regulation of transcription by RNA polymerase II. Gene Ontology annotation, molecular function: RNA polymerase II cis-regulatory region sequence-specific DNA binding; DNA-binding transcription factor activity, RNA polymerase II-specific. The transcript has 8 exons.